CCGGGCCGGAUGGCCUGGGAAGUUAUCGACAGUAUUCUUGAAUACAACAUAAUUUAACGAAAUUCAGACCAGUUUAAUUCUGUAUCAUUAUGGUAAAAAAGGACAGGGGGGACCGGGAGAAGAAAAAGUCGAAGAAGCGACCCUAUGAUGAUGAGGAAGAGGAUGAUGAGCCAAUGGGCAGUGACUCCCAGGAGGCGGCCAUCCCGGCUGCCGCAGGGAAACAGGUGGACGAAUCAAGUACUAAGACUGAUGAGUACGGGGCGAAGGACUAUCGCCUGCAGAUGCUUCUUAAGAAUGAUCACGCCUCCCGGCCUCUCUGGGUGGCCCCAGAUGGUCACAUCUUCCUGGAAGCCUUCUCGCCAGUGUACAAGUACGCGCAGGAUUUCCUGGUGGCCAUUGCGGAGCCCGUGUGCCGCCCCACACAUGUCCACGAGUACAAGCUGACCGCCUACUCCCUGUACGCGGCCGUCAGUGUGGGUCUGCAGACCUCUGACAUCAUAGAGUACCUGCAGAAGCUUAGCAAAACCUCUGUCCCUGAUGGCAUCAUACAGUUCAUCAAGCUCUGCACUGUAAGCUACGGGAAAGUAAAACUCGUACUGAAGCAUAAUAGGUACUUUGUUGAGAGCACGUUUCCUGAGGUGAUCCAGCAUCUCCUGCAGGACAGUGUGAUUCGGGAUUGUCGUCUUCGCACCGCAGACGGGGGCGAAACGGAGCUCAUCACUGAAGUCGUCUCCAGCAAGCCAGCGAUUUCAAAGUCCGUGCAGGACAAUGGGGGUCCCUCCACAUCACAGGGACCACAGGACAGCCAGCGCUCUGGGCCCGAUGUCCCUGAGGACAUCUUCAGCUACUACGAGCAGAUGGACAAAGAGGAAGAGGAGGAAGACGAAACCCAGACUGUUUCCUUUGAGAUCAGACAGGAGAUGAUUGAGGAGCUGCAGAAGCGCUGUAUCCAGCUGGAAUACCCCCUUCUGGCGGAGUACGACUUCCGCAACGACACUGUCAACCCCGACAUCAACAUGGACCUGAAGCCCACGGCGGUGCUGCGGCCCUACCAGGAGAAGAGCCUGCGCAAGAUGUUCGGCAAUGGCAGAGCCCGCUCGGGGGUCAUCGUGCUGCCCUGCGGUGCGGGGAAGUCUCUGGUGGGUGUGACCGCCGCCUGCACGGUGCGAAAGCGCUGCCUGGUUCUGGGGAACUCCUCCGUCUCUGUGGAGCAGUGGAAAGCCCAGUUUAAGAUGUGGUCCACCAUUGACGACAGUCAGAUCUGCCGCUUCACAUCCGACGCCAAGGACAAACCCAUCGGCUGCUCGGUGGCCAUCAGCACCUACUCCAUGCUGGGCCACACCACUAAGCGGUCCUGGGAGGCGGAGCGUGUGAUGGAGUGGAUGCGCAGCCAGGAGUGGGGUCUCAUCAUCCUGGACGAGGUGCAUACCAUCCCUGCGAAGAUGUUUCGGCGGGUUCUGACAAUCGUUCAAGCUCAUUGCAAACUGGGUCUGACCGCCACCCUAGUACGAGAGGACGACAAGAUUGUGGACCUCAACUUCCUCAUUGGGCCCAAACUCUACGAGGCCAACUGGAUGGAGCUGCAGAACAGCGGCUACAUCGCCAAAGUGCAGUGCGCAGAGGUGUGGUGCCCGAUGUCCCCGGAGUUUUAUCGAGAGUACGUGGCGAUCAAGACGAAGAAGCGAAUCCUGCUGUACACGAUGAAUCCCAACAAGUUCCGCGCCUGCCAGUUCCUCAUUCGCUUCCACGAGCGGCGCAACGACAAGAUCAUUGUCUUCGCUGACAAUGUUUUUGCUCUCAAAGAAUAUGCCAUUCGCCUCAACAAGCCCUACAUCUACGGUCCCACUUCCCAGGGCGAGCGCAUGCAGAUUCUGCAGAACUUCAAACACAAUCCCAAGAUCAACACCAUCUUCAUCUCUAAGGUGGGAGACACCUCGUUUGACCUGCCUGAGGCAAAUGUUUUGAUCCAGAUCUCAUCUCAUGGUGGCUCACGUAGACAAGAAGCCCAGAGGCUGGGCAGAGUGCUUCGUGCCAAAAAAGGAAUGGUUGCAGAGGAGUACAAUGCAUACUUCUACUCCCUGGUCUCUCAAGACACUCAGGAGAUGGCUUAUUCCACCAAGAGACAGAGGUUUCUGGUGGACCAGGGCUACAGCUUCAAGGUGAUCACUAAGCUGGCAGGUAUGGAGGAGGAGGACCUGAUGUUCUCCACCAGGGAGGAGCAGCAGCAGCUCCUGCAGAAGGUCCUGGCUGCAUCCGACCUGGACGCGGAGGAGGAGGUGGUGGCAGGGGAGGUGGGCAGCAGCAGGCCACAGUUCUCACGGCGUGCGGGAACCAUGAGUUCCAUGUCGGGAGCUGAUGACACGGUCUACAUGGAGUAUCAGACCGCACGCAGCAGCAGCAGCAAGUCCUCCAACGCCAAGAACAUCCAUCCGCUCUUCAAGCGCUUCCGCAAAUAGGCUGCCCUGCAACACCCGUGGCCUGCGCGCUGAAAACCCCUCCAAAGUCAAUGCGGAGUGUGCCAUAAAGUCGUACACUGUCCAAACAUCUGUGUAAUGGCAGGGCACCUAUGUGGCCUAGUGGAUGGGGGAGAGAGAGGGAAUAUUGGAGGGAAUAUUGGAAGGAUGAAAGGGUGUCUUGAGACAAAGCAACACAGCACAGCGUGCUGAUCUGAGCAUUGUGCAAUGUGGCCUGUCAGUCGUAAAGCUGAGGCCCUCUUCUGUCUCUGUAUCUCAGGGGAGCUCACCUUCUCCAGAAGUGAAGUGUAACCUUGACUCGCCGCUUUUUGAUACAUACCAGUCUGUGUUGGAUACAAGGUUUGUUUUUUAAGAGAUUUUGACUGAGAAUAUCCAAUUCCCAUAUUAUACUCCUUCAUAUUUUGCAAUUUAGCACUUCCAAAGUGUCAAGGUAUGUCUUGUCGUCUAGCAGGCAAUUACUGCGUUCAUUUUUUUGUAAUGACAUGACAAGCUCAAAAUAAAGU
Messenger RNA from Megalops cyprinoides (Indo-Pacific tarpon), 2977 nucleotides. RefSeq names its product excision repair cross-complementation group 3 (gene ercc3). Gene Ontology annotation, cellular component: transcription preinitiation complex; transcription factor TFIIH holo complex; nucleotide-excision repair factor 3 complex. Gene Ontology annotation, molecular function: ATP binding; hydrolase activity; DNA binding. The transcript has 15 exons. Gene Ontology annotation, biological process: nucleotide-excision repair; transcription initiation at RNA polymerase II promoter. Bases 90 to 2456 code for a protein of 788 amino acids. The record is from RefSeq and is a predicted model, not a curated record. NCBI's taxonomy places the organism in Eukaryota, Metazoa, Chordata, Actinopteri, Elopiformes, Megalopidae.